CGGUGACCUCACAAAAGUCUCCAGCUUCUCCACAGGCUGAGUCCCUCCGCUAUGGCCCUUCUGGCCCCAGGGAGCGCUGUGCCGUCCGCCCUGGUGGCCCUCACGGUCUUCAGGGCCUCCGCCUGGGCCUGUCUCCUCUGCUUCACGUCUUACAACGAGCGCCAACAAAUCUGCCAGAUGUUCGCCGGCCUGGAGAGCCCCGACCUCGGGAAGUGUGAGGAGGCCUUAACAGAUGCCUUUAAGGGCCUCCUGGACACUGAAAUCAACUACGAUGAAAGGAGCCACCUGCACGACGCCUUCACCCAGAUGACCCACUCCCUGCAGGAGGUGGCCGCUGCCCGGGGUGAGUGGGGCGGGGCCGGCAGCGGUGGGAGAUGUGGGCUUGGAGCCCCCAGGAGAUGGAUGUUUGUGCGGGGAAAGCCCAGAACUUGAUCUUGAAGUGAUCUC
Physeter macrocephalus (sperm whale) is the source of this 447-nucleotide messenger RNA. RefSeq names its product sperm acrosome membrane-associated protein 6-like. NCBI's taxonomy places the organism in Eukaryota, Metazoa, Chordata, Mammalia, Artiodactyla, Physeteridae. Gene Ontology annotation, biological process: fusion of sperm to egg plasma membrane involved in single fertilization. The record is from RefSeq and is a predicted model, not a curated record. The transcript has 2 exons. Bases 52 to 432 code for a protein of 126 amino acids.